Molecule: messenger RNA, 4045 nt
Organism: Panicum hallii
Lineage: Eukaryota; Viridiplantae; Streptophyta; Magnoliopsida; Poales; Poaceae
Product: cilia- and flagella-associated protein 20
Exons: 6
Coding region: 3132-3704 (190 amino acids)
Source: RefSeq, a predicted model, not a curated record
UGGCGUCGGCGGGCUCCGGCAGGAGGCGGUGCCGGUGCUCCUCCCUGAGGGUGGCAGCGGCCUCCAGCGUCCGGCGCCUAUCGUCGGCCAUCCUCCGCAGGAGGCGCUGCAGCCUCCUGGCCAUGACGCGCCGCUCCUCCUCCGGCUCGCCGAUGUGGCAGCACGUUUCUCCAGCUCCGCCUCCAUCACGAGCAUCAUCACAUCUGGCUUCGUGGCCGCAGCCGCUGUCGCCCCAUGGAAGGGAAGUCGUCGGUGGACUGAAAGACUCGGAGGGGGAGACUGCAAUGUGCUUGUAUACUGCUAUGAAUUCUCAAAUUGUUUCAAGUGCUAUAAAACAGUGUAAAGAUAUAUUAUUUUGUAAAUUGAUCUGGAAUGAUAUAUUGAAUGAAAUCAACAAAAGAUGAUGCUGAUCACUGCAAACUCAUAUGGCUGCACAAAAGAAUGCAUAUUACUGCAACUCUGCAAAUUUAUAUGGCUGAUUACACAGAACUAGAAAACCAAAACUACCAGAACAUGAUGGCCAAGGAGGCUGUCGAGCCAUUCUUUUGAGUGCAUAUGGGAUAUAAUCUAUAAUACUAGAAAUCAUCCAAAACAGCAUCUGUGAUUGCUCCCUGAGAAUUAGAAAAACAAUAAUUCAACAUAAUGGGCCAUCUGUGAUUGAGAGAAAAAGUGUAUUACUUCGAAAUAUUACUAGAAUUCAGCAUCUAUUCUCUGAAGCUCUCAAAUUCAGCAUCAAGAUCAUUGGUGAAUGGUCCCUGGAAAAGAAAACAAAAGAAAAGUGAACUCUGUGUGUCAUCAGUAGAUUGAUCACUGGAAAAUAAAAGAAAUCAAAGUGAACUCUGUGCACAUACAUGCACUAAAGUCGGAGAGAAUACUUGGUUCUUCCUCACUGCCUUCGUCAUCUACAUGUUUGGGGUCUUUCUUGCUGCCUUUUUUCUUGCUGCCUUCAUCUUCAUCUUCGGGUUCAGCUAGAUGUUUGACAGCAUUUUGCAUAAUAUGAAAAGUACACAAGCCAUGCCAUGCUUCUAAAAACACUUCCUUAACUGCUUUUCCCAUUACAAAAUCUUGAUCAGUAUAAAUUAUUUUUGGUUGCUUGCCAUUAUGUGCUUUGAGGAAAGUCUCAAAUAACCACUUGAAGGACUCAAAUGUCUCAUCAUAUAAGAGAACGGCACCAAAAACCACUGUUUCUCUAAACUGAUUGAACCUAACAAAUACACCAAAAGUCUACUUUCCUUGUUUGUUCCAAAAGUAGUGUCAAAACUGACAACAUCACCAAAAUAUGCAUAGUCAGUGAGCAUUUUAGCAUCAACCCAAAAUAUAUUUGCUAUUUAUUCUUCUAUAUCCAUUUGCAAUGCAUAUUGAAAUGAAGGGUUCUCAGCAAUUUUAUCUUGAAAAUACAUAAGCAUGCUUCCUGCUUGACCAUAUGCCAUCUCUCGCUGGCGCUUGGCCCGUAAAUAAUUCUUGUGAUCACGAAGAGUAUAACUGAGAUUGGAUGAACCACACCAACUUGCACACACGCCAACUCAUGUGCUGCUUUGGGCCCAAUUCCUGCAUCGUCAGCUGUUUCAAUUUCAAAACCUUGUAACUCUGAAAUUUUUCUUUGAGACACCAUCAAGUGCGAGGUUUGUGGCAACUGAAGCAUGUGAUUGUGUUCCAAAAUCAAAUCAGCAACUUUAUAAGUUUCCUUCUCCCGAUCCAUUAUAAGACCCAUGCGAACCUGACAAUCAGUUCUAAUUUCAGCUCUUGGAUACUUUGUUAGAUGAUCCCUUUUAUCUUUCUUUCUAUGCCCCUCAUUUGCACAAACAUAUCUGCAGGACCUAACUUUCCCAUCUGACUUUCUUUUGUUUGUGUACAUUUUUCUUACCUCAAAGCCUUUUUGACCCCAUAGCUAAUCCAAAACAUUCAGGCCUCAUCUAUAGUAUUGAACUCCAUGCCAACUUGAGGUAAAAGACUAGAAAUCAAGCCUUUCCUACAAGAAAAAAGAAUAAAGAUGGCAUGAUAUUAGGCAGCGAAUUGAACGACUCAAAUCUAUACCCUAUGCAAAUAAAUAAAAAGAAACAACCAUGGCAUUACGCACCUAUUUUCUUCCAUCUUCAGUAUGCAGAUUUAAUUUUAAUGCAAGCGAGUUGAUGUUUCCUUCAAGCUUCUAUACCGGUCUUUAUUCAAUCGAUCAGUUCGAGCACAAUUCAAUAAGGGAGGACGAAAAACAAUCAGAACAGAACAAGCAUAGUAUGCAAGGUACUAGCUAAAGAGAUGGACACGGGAGCAGUUCAAGCACAAUCCAAAUAUAUUUUGGCACCAUUUUGCAGAUGGAUGGAGAGCACAAGCAGAAACCUGAGCCUGACGCACGGCCUUCGUCGAUCCGCGAUCGCCGCCGCACGACGUUCGCUGCUCGCGCCAAAAAUGUGAGUCCGGCGCCAAAGCAGCGAUUAUUCGCGCCAGGAAACUUACGCGUCGUUCCUGAUGUUGGGCCGGCCCAGCAAGCCUAAUGGGGCACCGUCUGUGAGACAGGAGAUGGAACAUCUGACGGUUGGAUAGGAAAGCAACGGGUCAGAUGCAUGACUGGAGAGGGAAGUCGUUUUUGCCGACUUUAGAGGAUCUCGUUCCGCGGGGGGCUGUUCGGCGUCGCAGGUGCGACUGUGAGCGCGCGCAUUGCACAAGGCCCACUGCGGUCCACGAGCAGCUCGCCCCCGCCGCUGCCCUCCUCCUCCGUCUCUGGCGGCCGCCGACGCCGGAUCCGCCACCGCUCGUCGCCGCCGCCGCUAAUCUGUCGGUUUUCCGCGCCCUGUCUUCUCGACCGCCGGCGGCCUGGCUUCCCUGCCACCCCCCCCUCCUCUUCUAAUAUCUGUGGGCCGAUGGCAUCAGUUAUCAGUUUCUGGAUGCUGUCGUCGGAUGCCAAACGGACGGCCAUCAGCAAAGCCUGACUGAACUGCAGAGGACCUGGUUACGGUCAGGAGACCUCUUUCUCCGCUCCACGCCUUCCGCCUUCGCCCCCCUCUUUCUGUCGGCUUCUCCUUCCUAGCGGCGAUCACAGGGCGAGCGGCGCCGCCCUAGGCCGGGCCAGGUCUUCGUCGGGCGCUUCGCCGGCGACAAGGAUCCGCGAGUUUAACUGAUCCUACAAGCUUCGGAACAUGUUCAAGAAUACAUUUCAGUCUGGGUUCCUGUCUAUUCUUUAUAGCCUUGGGACCAAACCACUGCAGAUAUGGGAUAAGGAAGUUGUGGAUGGGCACAUUAAACGACCUCAGGAUGAAGAUAUCCAGUCUAAUGUUCUUGAAAUCAUUGGAGCAAAUGUACAGUCAACUUACAUCACAUGCCCAGCUGAUCCUUCUGCUACUCUUGGAAUCAAGCUACCGUUUCUGGUGAUUAUUGUGAAAAAUCUUAAGAAAUACUUCACGUUUGAGAUCCAAGUUCUGGAUGAUAAGAAUGUCCGACGGCGAUUUCGGGCAUCAAAUUUUCAAUCUGUUACAAGGGUAAAGCCAUAUAUCUGCACAAUGCCAUUGAAGCUUGAUGAUGGCUGGAACAACAUUCAGUUGAACCUCGCUGAUCUUACAAAAAGAGCAUAUGGCACAAAUUACGUCGAGACACUACGGGUGCAAGUUCAUGCCAACUGUCGACUUCGCAGAAUUUAUUUCUCCGAUCGCCUCUACUCGGAGGAGGAGCUGCCACCUGAAUUCAAGCUCUACCUUCCAAUCCAAAAAUCAUAGGAAUCCGAGCAAGCAUGGAGAGACUUUGUUCACCAGGAGCCGUGCCACAUAUCAGUGUGACGAUCGCUAGCCCAAAGCUGCGCAUUUGCCUUGCUGAGACCAAGAAAAGUAUCAGAAUGUUUUUGUUAGUCUGCUGAUUGCUGUCUGCCGGAUGACUAGGCCCUUUUGUUCAGAGCAAGAUGACUGGUUGGGGCUCUUACCCAGUGACCUUUGUCUACGUGACUUGAAAUGUCAAUGGAAAACCCUUUUGCUACUGGUCCUUCUGGUCCAGAGCAAAACCUACCGUUACUGGCUGCUGCCCGGCCAUUUAACGUGCCUCUUCCGCUGUGGUACUGUCUCUA